CUAGAACUUUAGAGAUGUUGUAACCGAACUUCGAAUUUAGUUCAAAGACGACUUACCCAAGUCCGACUCACGUAAGUUAGUAAGUUCUGUUUAUAAAUACGAUACUCUCCCGUUUUGAUAGCUGGGUAAAUUGUUCUGUAGGAUAUAGCCCAAAAAAAGGAAGAAGAAUUCCUUGAGUUGUCAAUUUUGUAGGUUAUGUCAUGCCCUUUUUUGGUGUUUUUAAAUGAAUUUAGGAUAUUAUAAAUUUAGAGCACUAAGGAAAAAUAUACGAUUAGGAAACGACUCUUUAAAAUAGACCAAAUUAAUAGCAUUCUAUUAUUUCAUUUAGAAACACUUUGACCAGCUCUUAGAAAAGAAUUUACUGUUACUAAUUUGAAUAUCAUAUUAAAAUGCAGAACCCCAACGACGAUACAGAAUGGAACGAUAUUCUAAGAGAAAAGGGAAUUAUUCCUCAAAAAGAAAAGGAAGUAACUGAAGACCAAAUUGUAUCUAUGCUGGAGGAGACCAUAGAAAAGAAAACCUCAACUGGUAAAAAUUUAUCAGAACUUGACUUAGACGAGCUGGAUGAAUUGGAAGACUCUGAAGAUGAGGGUAUAUUACUUGAAUACAGGAAUAAAAGGAUAGCUGAAUUAAAAGCUUUAGCUGAAAGGCAAAAAUUCGGAUUUGUUGGAGAAAUUUCAGCGCAGGAGUAUAUUCAAGAGGUCAAUAAAGCAGGAGAAGGUAUUUGGGUAGUUUUGCAUCUUUACAAACAAGGAAUACCUCUAUGUGCAUUAAUGAACGAAUACAUGAAAAAUCUGGCUGCCAAAUACCCCACAGUAAAAUUUUUGAAAUCUAUUUCAACAACCUGCAUACCAAAUUACCCAGACAAAAAUUUGCCUACAAUAUUUGUUUAUUUUGAAGGCGAUAUGAAGAAACAACUUGCAGGCCCUUUGGAAUUUAGGGGUCCUAAUCUUACUCAAGAUGAGUUCGAAUACAUUAUUGGCAAAACUGGUGCAAUAGAAUCGAAUAUUAAGGAAGAUCCAAGGCCAAAAAUUAAGGAUAAGAUGUUUUCAGAUCUGGCAGACACCAAUGACUGGUAGUUCAGAAGAAAAAAUGAUUUUUUUUUCAAUGCAUUAACAAGCUUCAAUUUUUACAAAUAUUGUACAAGCAUUUUUAAAUGUUUAUAUAUUUAAUAUAUUUAUUGUUUUUUUAUGAAGGAACAUAA
Psylliodes chrysocephalus is the source of this 1204-nucleotide messenger RNA. The record is from the annotation of a GenBank genome assembly. NCBI's taxonomy places the organism in Eukaryota, Metazoa, Arthropoda, Insecta, Coleoptera, Chrysomelidae.